AUGGGUCUUGUCACAACGAUUGUUGGUUGGGCGGGUUUCGGUGUGGGAGUAAGAGCGCUUUCAAACAGCAUUCAGGGGAGACCUUACUUUGCUACCCUGUUCUUUUCGGGAGUUGGAACCUAUAUUUAUUUUGCUAAUGAACGCAUGGAGGAAUUAAUCGAGAAGAGAAAGAAAAUUUUAUUGGAAAAUAGGAAGCGUAGGAAAGAAUUGGAGGGUAUCCAACCUGAAGGCGCCAUUCACUAA
Acaulospora colombiana is the source of this 243-nucleotide messenger RNA. The record is from the annotation of a GenBank genome assembly. NCBI's taxonomy places the organism in Eukaryota, Fungi, Glomeromycota, Glomeromycetes, Diversisporales, Acaulosporaceae.